AUGGCUUUGAGAAAUGGGCCACAGGAAGGCAAACCAACCCAAAAAAUUCCUAAACCACAGCCUCCUUCGCGUGAUGGCCAACGCGUACCGAGUCCUUGUAAGCGGGCGUCAGAUGCGGAUAUAGACAUGCUCCUCGCUGAAGGAAAAGCCGCCGCUGCUGCUGCCGCUUCUAAGAAUGGGAGCUCGCAAAGGACGGGCGAUACUCCUAAUGAACCCCGGAGCAAUAACAAUGUCCCAAUACCCACCGUCCCCUUAACGCAACCGAAACGGAAAUCAGUUGACAGUGCAGAAAGACCUUCAACCUCCGCUAUUACAAUUACACGCGACAAAGAGGUCGCGUCUUUGCCCCAGAGGCCGCCUGAAUUAGCGAAAUCUUGCGGCAUAUCACAAUCCAAGAUACAGACACCCUCCCCCAAAGAAGAGAAGAAUCCGCCUGCUGAGGUCCAACCAAUACCAGCUCCAGUAUCACCUUUCCAGAAGCCAGAAGCCACCGAUGACGACGAUAUAAAGCCUACUCUUCAUCUCCUACCGUCUACACCCCAAAGCAAAUGUUUGGUCGAACACGAGUUCCAAAACUUGAGCCCUCAAGAACUCCAAGACCUCCGCGACUGGCUAUUGUUUACCCGAUAUUACGAUGAAAACUACCGUAAUAAUAAAAUCCGCCGUCAUAGGCGCCUGGCUGCUUUGGAUGAAGAAAGGGCGGAAUUGAUCAAAGAAGAACAAAGUGAGCGGCAGGCGUUUUCUGGUGGUGCUGAUUUUAUUCUCCCACAGCCAUGGUUAGCUCAGGUGGUGGUUACAGACCCGAGCCCUCUGCUCAACGACGGGGUCCAGUCAGCUAGGAAUCCCAUAACAUGCAGCUCUCCAGCAUUACCCUCUUGGCCAGCGUCACAGAUCAGCGCAAAUACCGAAAGAGCUUCAUUUGCCGCUACCCCUAACUGCACCAAUGCAAACGAAAAUAUUGAUCACAAACCAUUGACAGAAGGCUACUCACGGCCUACGCAGCCUGCACAACCUACACAGACGCAGAAGCGAGACCGCCCAUACCCCCCAGGAGGCGACGAAUCUCGACGAAAGAUCUCACGUGGGGAUUUAUCUGAAGAUCGAGGCAGUGCCCGAUACUAUGAAAGCCAAGGUUCGUUCCCCAAAAUUAGCAAAAUGUCUCUCCUAAGGGCCUCGCCUAUAUAA
This is a messenger RNA of Arthroderma uncinatum, 1185 nucleotides long. RefSeq lists its product as uncharacterized. The transcript has a single exon. Bases 1 to 1185 code for a protein of 394 amino acids. The record is from RefSeq and is a predicted model, not a curated record. NCBI's taxonomy places the organism in Eukaryota, Fungi, Ascomycota, Eurotiomycetes, Onygenales, Arthrodermataceae.